CUAACGAUGUGUCAUCAGCACAUCAGAUCCAGGGUGGGAACUGCAAAUAUUGGGAAAAAUAAGAGUAACAGAGUUGUAUUAUUAUUUCUGUAGAGGACCGUUUGAGACGAGUAAGUGAUAUUGUGUUUGUAAAUAAGCUGUCACAAAGUUAACACGAUAGCGGGACUUGCAAACAGACUCGCUACGCUGAUCUUCCACAACUGCACCAUUAGCAAAGAGGCUAACUGGCUGAUUCCCAGUACGCUCGGGUGCUGACGGGACGGGAGAGAGAUGUCCUGCAGCUUAUUGGAGUUUUGUCGGCUCCAAGAGCUCAGAACGGUCCGGGACUACUUGUUCCACAACCAGAAAACCGAGCCAGCGGAGGAGAAGGAUCAAACAGCAGAUAAUCAGCUGUCUUGGGACACAUCUGACUGGGAGUCAGCAUGGGAUAGUGGUGACAACAAAGAGGAGGAAGCCACUUCUUCCUCAACGGUGGAGGAAGAGGCCGUGGGGCAGAGUGCACCCUGGCUGCAGGACUGUGUUGUGUCCCUGUCGCCCUGCUCUGAUCUGUUAGUGGUGGCCCGUGAACACAAGGCAGUCUUUCUUUCAGCUAAAUGGCGUACAGAUGACAGUGGCAGAGAGGAGAUGACUCUGGCUGUGUCUUGGACUGGAACCCUCAGUACUGAAGAAGGAGAGUGUGUAAGCAGCUCCGUCUGUAUCCCCCUGGCAAGCCAAAAGAGGAGCUCCACAGGGCGGCCUGACUGGACCUGUGUAGUAGUGGGUUUCACCUCUGGCUAUGUCCGUUUCUACACAGAGAAUGGGGUUCUGCUCCUGGCCCAGCUGCUACAUGAGGACCCUGUAUUGAGACUCAAGUGUCGCACAUAUGAGAUUCCUCGUCAUCCUGGAGUAACAGAGCAGCAUGAGGAGUUGAGCAUCCUCUACCCUGCUGCUAUGGUCACCAUCGACGGCUUCAGCCUCUUUCAGUCUCUGCGUGCCUGUAGGAACCAGGUGGCACGAGCCGCAGCAGCAGGUAGUGACGUGAUCCAGCCUCCUCCCCUGGCCUAUAAGAAGUGGGGUCUGCAGGACAUGGACACCAUUGUGGAUCACAGUAGUGUGGGCGUCAUGACGCUGUGUGUGUUUGACCAGAUGAAGAACGCAUCUAUCCUGGGGGGGUUUAACGCUUCCGUAAAGGGCAGCCCCCCUGCCAUGAGCCAGUACGUCACUGUGGGAGGAGGGCCUUACACAGGCUUUUACUAUGCUGUAGAGGGAAGCUCCCAGCCUCUUCUCUCUCAUGUGGCUCUGGCUGUGGCUAGUAAACUCACCUCAGCCCUCUUCAGUGCUGCCAGUGGGUGGCUCGGGUGGAACAAGAACAAGAAUGAAGAGGAGGCUGUUCAGAAACAGAAGCCUAAGGUGGAGCCUGCGACGCCCUUAGGAAUCAGAUUUGGUCUCCCAGACUCUCGUCGCCACGGAGAGUCCAUCUGUCUGUCCCCCUGCAACACGCUGGCUGGGGUGACGGAUGACUUUGGUCGAGUGACAUUGUUGGACCUGGCCAGGGGCAUUGCCAUCCGCAUGUGGAAAGGUUACCGUGACGCUCAGCUGGGUUGGCUGCAGGUUCCAGAGGAGCGAGGUGAUCGGGAGUUCUCCCCCUCUGCCUCCCUCCCCAGACGGCACGCUCUGUUCCUGGUCAUCUACGCCCCCCGCAGGGGAAUCCUGGAGGUGUGGGGGAUGCAGCAGGGGCCUCGAGUUGGAGCUUUCACUGUGGGUAAACACUGCAGGUUGCUGUAUGCUGGCUACCGUCUGAUGGGGGUGAACAGUGUGACCAGUCAGGGCUGGCAGCUCCACACCCAGCAGGUGUGUCUGCUGGAUCCCAUCACAGGAGCACUGAGGACAGUGAACAUCCCCUUUCACCUGGCCCUCAGUGACAAGAAGAGCGAGCGAGCCAAAGAUAUGCACCUGUUAAAGAGAUUGACUACCAUACUAAAGAGCAGAGACCUGGAGCCUGAUAUUUUGGAGAGCGAAGCCAAAAGUGCGCUGCUGGACAUUAAACACCCUGCCAUUAAGAAGCAGGCUCUGGAGUCUCUGCUUUCCAAUAAGAACGCUCCUGUGUCUUGUCUGACUAACAUCACAUGCACCUUGUACGACGCUCUAAAGCAACAAGACCCUGAGGAAGUGGAUACAGCUUUACUGCAGCUGUGCUUUUCACAGCUCAAGCUGCUUCAGCUCUACACUGACAUCCAGCAGCUGCACUCUGCUGCAGACGUAGAGGCCUCCUCUGAAAAUCAGGAUUCCCUGGAAGGCUUGAGGGAUGAAUUGUCCCGUGUCGGCCCCACCCUGCAACGCUACGCUCAGCUCACCUCGAGACCCAGUGUUUCUUUUGCCCAGGACUCACCUGACUCACCCCUGCCUGCCCAAGCCUUUCUCUCCCAGAUGGAGUGCACCGAGGAAGGGGAACUGAAGGUGAUCCGAGGGGCUGAAACUGAAUGGAACCAGCUAGGGAACUUUCUGUUCUGGGGUUGUCUGUGUGGAAAAAGCCCAAUCCAUAAAGUGUGUGACACGCUACAGCAGGCUGGCAUCAGUCCACAGCAGCUACUGUCUUUGCUGUUGAACGUGUGGUUGCAAAGGGAGAAGGAGGUGCUGCAGAAAUCAGAGGAAAUUGUUAGAAACCUACACACACUGCUCAUCGCCCUUAGCAACAUGAAAGGUGCAGUUGAGGAGUCAUGGGACCCCCAGUCUAUCUCCCCCUGGUGGCAGCAAGUUCGCUCCACAUGUAUCCAGUCCCACAACGCUGCCGCUGCUCUGCUGGCGGCCUUCGUCGCUCACCGUGCCGUGAAGGCUAGCAUCACCAGCCAGGCUGACAGCAAGUUGCAGUCAGAAUGGGAGGCGGUGUCCCUGGAGCUGGAGCAGUGGGUGGUUUGUGUUCACCAGCUGGAGGAUGUGCUGGUGCUGCAGACUCUGCUGUUGGUGCCUCCUCCUCAGGGGGCAGCAGGGGGUGCUGCGGCACAGUGCUCCAUCAAGACGCUGUUGGAGGGAGGCACUGGUGGCAUUGCUGACAGUGUCUCCAAGUGGGUGUUCAGGCACAACAUGGCCCCUGAGCGACUGAAGGAAAUCCUCCAAAAGAGAGAAGACAAAGAUGCAGAGGACAAACUAGAGCAGAAGGCAGGAGAAGAAGGGACUGAUGAGAAGGAGCAGAGCCGAGACGACACAGACAGGACAGCAGAGCUGUUGGUGGCCGUGUGCCAGCGGUUCCCACACUCCCUCUCACCUGACCUGCUGUUCGCCCACUGCUGCUGGGAAUAUGUAGUGCAGUGGAACAAAGACCCAGAGGAGGGUCGAUGCUUGUGCUGCGCUGUGGAGCAUUUGAGACAGGUCUCCAGUCCACAUAUCCAGCUAGGUAUUUCUGCAAUGAUGUGGAGUACGUUCAUUGUGAAACGGUUCUCAGCAGCAGCUUACCUCAUGGAGAAGGUGGGGAAAGCACCCAAAGAUCGUUUAUGUCGACGGGAUGUCGGGAUGGGAGACAAAGCCGUGACAUGUUUCCUGGGCUGCUGUGUGCAGCUGCUGCAGAUCCUCAUGGAGGCGGACUCUGCGGUGGAGGAGGUAUCCGCUCCGGAGCUGUCUGUGGAGGAGGCGUGGUGCGGAGCAGAGGGCCCCGCCUCCAUAGCUGAGCUGGCCCUGGAGCAGAGAGGCGUUCACUACCCCCUGGUCCAACACCACUGCCUGUUUGCCUCUCUGCUACAUGCUACCAUGACCUUCAGUCUGAAGGUGAAACCACUCAGCCUGUACGACAGCAAGGGUAAGAAUGCUUUCUUCAGAGAUCUGACGACCAUCCAGCUGAUGCCCAGUGGAGACAUGGACCCAGGCCUGGUGUCAUUACGACAGGAGUUCCUCCUGCGGGUGCUGACUGGCUGGGUGCAGGCUAUAGAUGAUCCUUCCAGCUCCGCCUCUGGCGGCGGGUGCCCCCCUCUACCCUCAGGUGGCCCCAAGGCUGACUGGUGGCCCUCGCUGUGCCUGGAGCUGGGCUCCCUGCUGCAGGUCAACCCCGACAUCCUGCGACGGCACCUCGUCUGUGAGCUCUACAACCAAGGCCUGGACCUCCGGGCAGAAGAGGUGAUGUUAGAAGUGGAAGAUAAGGACGUGCUGGGCUCCCAGCUGUUGGUGCUGACCGGACAGAGGCUGAGCUACUCGCUGCUCCACAGCCAGAGCCAGACGCAGGCCGCUAUGGAGCUGCUGGCCCGCCUGCCCCCCACCCUCUGCACAUGGCUCAAAGCUAUGCUGCAGGACCCAAGUGAGCUGCGGUGCCCCCUGGUCCCCCUGUCCCAGACCAGCCGACUGGUCAGCCGUCUCAUUGAAAUCCUGCCAGAGAACCACGCACAGUACAGCCUGGCCCUGCACCUUCUGGAGGCUGUGGAGGCCCUCACCACUGAGGACUGACCCUGAGAGGGAAAACGGGAUACCCCCCACCUCCACCACCAUCCCCAUCCCCAACCCUCCUUGUACCACUUCAGAAUGUGGAUUGUGGUGAAGCCUGCUCAUAUGCAGCAAAUGAGAGACUGUCAACGAAGAGAAAGAUGACAAACGGCCUUCUCACCCUUUUCCCCUCAUCGUGGAGGAGGUUUUGUGUUUUGUCAUUCAGCUCAUGAUAAUAUGAUAGAAUCAACCUGGCAACUUACUUGUAGAAGGCAGUGACACACAGUGGGUAUGUUAGGCCUUUAAUUUUUUAAUCCAUAAUUUUUGAGCAUUUAACAAAUUGAAUACUUGUGUUAUUGAGAAAUAUUGUUUAGAGUCUAACUAUAUGAGAUGUUGUUAAGCAGUGGGGCAUGUCUUUUCUUUGUCACUUUAAACUCAUCUUCAGUCCGUUUGAUUUUAAAAUCAGAUGUCAGUGUGUGGGUGUCCCGUGUGCCAUAUCAGAGUUCUGUUUGAUCUUUCUCCUUCUUUCUUCCCUCUCACGGACAAGAGAUGUAUCAUAAAGAAAUAUGGACCUUUAUUUUUUAUUUAUAUAUGCAGACAGUACUGUACUAGCUGUGCCUGUACACCUCCUUUUCUGUAGUCCCACGUCCAGCUGCUCCCACUGGGCUGAUCCAACACAGAAUAAAGAGGUUUCUGAAAAGCUUAGAUGUUUUCAUUGUAUUGACUUUCACUGAAAACAAGUUCCAGAUAAAACUUAAUUUUUUUAUAACUCAGACACAUUUCUUCCAUACACCAUCGAUUGUAUGGGAAAGUUUACAAGGAACAGGAUUUAUCAUACAAAGAUAGGCGUUCACCAAAAUCCC
Molecule: messenger RNA, 5246 nt
Organism: Seriola dumerili (greater amberjack)
Lineage: Eukaryota; Metazoa; Chordata; Actinopteri; Carangiformes; Carangidae
Gene: rab3gap2
Product: RAB3 GTPase activating non-catalytic protein subunit 2
Exons: 35
Coding region: 271-4407 (1378 amino acids)
Biological process (GO): regulation of GTPase activity
Source: RefSeq, a predicted model, not a curated record